AUGCUGAUAAUAGGUGCUUUAACUCUUUACACUUAUGUGCUGUUCAAUACUGAGUACAUUUAUCCAUCAAUAAUAAACAAUACCCUCAAGUCAAUAAAUUUAUUAAAUGAUCAAGCAGAACAAGUUUUAGGGAAAACAUCAGAUCCUAUUGCUGCUUUACAAUCCACUAUAGCUUCCACUUUACAAAAUAAUGAUGACUCCACAUUCGAAGACUAUGUUCAACAAUAUGCUCCAGAAGAUUUAAGAUCAAGAUUAGCCAAAAAAUAUCCAUACAGUAGAGAAUCAACAAUACCAAACGAGAUAUGGCAAACUUGGAAAGAACCAAUUGAGAAAAUCUCAAAUACAAAUUUGUUAAAAUACAUUGAUUCUUGGGAGUCUCAAAAAGAUUAUAAUUAUCAUUUAAUAACUGAUGAUAAAAUAGAUUCAACAAUAACUGAGAUGUAUGUUGAAUUCCCAGAGAUUUUGGAUACUUUGCAGAAAUUGCCUAAGAAUAUUUUAAAAUUUGAUUUCCUCAGAUACUUAAUACUUUUCGCAAAAGGUGGUGUUUAUUCAGAUAUUGACACUAUUAAUCUAAAAUCACUUUCACAAUGGGCUGAUACUCCUCAAGAAUGUUCUAAUUAUUUUGAUCAAUCACCAACUGUCAAUAAUAACAUUGGAUUUGUCGUUGGUAUUGAAGGUGAUUAUGAUAGGGCGGAUUGGAAAUACAAAAUGGCUCGUCGUGUUCAAUUUUGUCAAUGGACUUUUAAAUCCAAAGUGGGGCAUCCAAUACUAAGAGAGUUGAUAUAUUCCAUCGUGGAUUUGACUUUGAACAACUAUAAUGAAAGGUUAAAUCAUGUCAAGAUUGGUUCUGAUUACCACACAUUACAUUCAAUCUAUACAAUUUUAAAUUGGACAGGACCAGGUAUUUUCACAGAUACUCUAUUUGAUCAUUUGAACAAAAUCUUCAAGAAUUCAAAAAUUCAAAAUAAAAAUCCAAUCCCAAAUAUAAAACAUCCAACAUUUGAAUAUUAUCAUAAGGAAAGAAAUGAAAUCGAUGUUGAAGGUGGGAAAUAUGUUGGUUGGUCAAAUUUCACAAAGAUAUCUUCACCUAUACUCUAUGAUGAUGUCUUGGUACUACCCAUCAACAGUUUCAAUGCGUUUAAUGAAGAUUUGGAGAUCAAACCAGAUGAUAAAUUAACGUAUGUUAAGCAUGAUUUCAGAGGAACUUGGAAAUCGAUGUGA
Hansenula anomala is the source of this 1221-nucleotide messenger RNA. Its product is annotated as glycosyltransferase family 32 protein. Bases 1 to 1221 code for a protein of 406 amino acids. The record is from RefSeq and is a predicted model, not a curated record. Gene Ontology annotation, molecular function: alpha-1,6-mannosyltransferase activity. Gene Ontology annotation, cellular component: mannan polymerase complex. NCBI's taxonomy places the organism in Eukaryota, Fungi, Ascomycota, Saccharomycetes, Phaffomycetales, Wickerhamomycetaceae. The transcript has a single exon. Gene Ontology annotation, biological process: protein N-linked glycosylation.